UUUUUUCUUUUACCAUGCAAGCGCAAAAUCACAAAAUCACAAACGUUUUGAAAGUAAUUGCUACCUUUUUAUCUCGCGGCGCUAAAAUCGCUGAAUCGUAGGGUAGGGUAGGGUGCUGCGUUUAUUAUAUGUACAUACAGUGCAGCACAGUGACAGUGAGAGACACAAAGCAACCGACGGUGUGUAGGGUGUAGUUUUACCUACAAUCUGUCACAACAAAAAAGAUUGAAGAUGUGCAAAGGUUUCUUGUAAUGAUCUAUGUUUCGCGAUUUAACCGAAUUUCAAUGAUUAUCAAACAAGAUUAUCGAAAUUAAUGGGGAAUGAAAUAAGUGCCCUGAAAGGGCUGGAAAUCGAAGAGAAAUCUGUGGAAGUGACAGAUUUUUGGGUGCAUUAUACUGCCAGUGUGAAUGGAUAUGGUGCUCAAAAGGUGUCCUUGUUUAUCAGCGAACCGUCGUUGCAUUAUAGCGCUAAUUUUGGAAAUCCAUCUCCUUUAGAGAAAGCUGCAAAGAAUCUUAUGUUGUACAGACAUCCUUGUAUACUCAAGUAUGUAUCGUCGUGGUCCAAAGGCAGCAAAUUUUUCCUUUCUACCGAACACGUUAAACCUCUGAUUCAGUCUAUAGAAACACAAAAUACCUUGCAAAUAUGCAUGGGCUUGUAUAGUAUUUUACGUGCGUUGGUGUUUCUUCACGAAAAAGCAUCCGCGUCCCAUAAUAACAUUUGCGGAAGUUCCAUUUACGUCACAUCGGAAGGAUGUUGGAAACUUGGCGGAUUAGAGUGUCUAUGUAAGUCUAAGGAAUUAACGUCUGCUUAUUUAAAAAAAAUAAGAAGCUACAGGUACGAGAGAGCGAUAUCUCCAGAUGAGGAUACAACAGUUUUAUCUACGAAUUAUUCUGCUAUCGAUGGGUACGCAUUUGGAAUAUUGGCAGAGGAUAUACUGAAAUUAAAGAAUUCAGAAGAUGUUCCAAGUCUCCUGGAGUUCCGACAGUUUUGCAAAGAGAAUUUGCAAAACGUAGAUCCAUCCCUACGUAGCGAAUUAUCAAGCGUGCUUAGACAUCCAUUUUUUACUCAUGACUUUAUGCGAAUUCAUGCAUUUCUAGAGGAACUGCCUUUAAAGAACAACCUAGAGAAAGAAAUAUUUUUUGGAACCUUAAUAAUGCAAUUAAGAACAUUUCCUGAAAAUAUCGUCGCAGAACAGUUGGGUCGAUUAUUACUUUCUAGAAUGGUUUUAUUAGAUGCAACAGCACAAGAAAAACUUUUACCAUUCGUCUUAAAACCAAGAGAUGGGAAAGACAAAAUGGACGAUAAUCUGUUUGCAGUUUCAACAUUUAAAGUCUACUUAGUACCUAAACUAUUGCAAAUGUUUUGUAUAAGGGAUGUAUCGAUUCGAUUAGUCCUGUUAUCGCAUUUUAAUUCAUUUGUGCACACGUUUCAAGUGGAUGAAUUAAAGUCUCAAGUACUUCCAGAACUACUUGUUGGAAUUAAAGAUACCAACGAUCAUCUCGUAUCUGCAACAUUGAAAGCAUUAUCCGAUAUAGUUCCAAUCCUAGGUGCAGCCACUGUGAUUGGUGGAAACAGAGGAAAAUUAUUUACGGACGGUCGACCAAACAAAGUAAAGGAAAGCGGGCAAAACAGUAGCGACACCUCGUCUUUUACAAAUAUCGUUGAAUUUCCAGCACCUAUGAGUACCAAUCAAGAAACGGUUAACUUACCAGAAAGACCAUCACCAGACGGAGGUGAGGAUAAAAAGGAAAUCAUGUCUUCCAUCACCGAGGAAGAAUACACAUGGUCUGAUUGGGAGACGCAAGAACCCGCUACCGCAGACGUACAUCACGUUUCUCGACCUCCGAACACGAUUUGCGAAUCUAACGGAAUAUCGACUGUUAAUUCAACCCUAACUAUCGAAACAGAUUCAGUACUAAAUAUAGACAAAGCCAAGAUAAUUGACCCUAAAUUUCCAAAGAAAUCGAUUAUUUUAUCCGAUAUUUCAGAGCUUGAUAUUAAGAAUUCGAAGCUGUCCAGUUCUGUCAAGGAAGAGUAUGACUUUUUCACAGACAUGGAGCCCGUAAUAAAAAAGACGCAAGUCUUGCACGUAUCACAACCGCAGACACUACAAAAAAGUGUGUUCGACAUAAAAGUAUUAACCGAAGAGAACGAUGGUUGGGAUGAUGAUUUAAGCGAUUGGGGAACAGAGGAUGUUCAGGAAUUGAAAAUUUAAGAAGAGCUUACCGUUCUUGAACGUAUGUGUUAUACGGACUGUAAAGAAAACAAUUACUUAUCGCAGAUGAAUCUAUGCAUCUGAAUUCUUAUGUAAUUCGACAUCAAUUUUUAUUGUUUAAAAAGAUAAGAAAAAGUUCACGAAAGGCUAAUAUUAGAAAUAAAAUAAUUGUAUCACAAAAAUUGAUAAAGAUUUAACCGGUAAGGUAGA
Messenger RNA from Hylaeus volcanicus, 2425 nucleotides. RefSeq names its product protein-associating with the carboxyl-terminal domain of ezrin. The record is from RefSeq and is a predicted model, not a curated record. Gene Ontology annotation, molecular function: ATP binding; protein kinase activity. The transcript is spliced from 6 exons. NCBI's taxonomy places the organism in Eukaryota, Metazoa, Arthropoda, Insecta, Hymenoptera, Colletidae. Gene Ontology annotation, biological process: protein phosphorylation. The coding region runs from base 314 to 2215 and encodes 633 amino acids.